CAUCGCCUCUUAUUCUCUAAACCACGAAAUAACACACUCUCACCAGUCAUUUCCAUAAAAACUCACCGGCGCCUAAAACCCCUCUUUCUGACUUUUUCUCCAAGUUUCUCUCUCCUCAAAACCGCACUCACUGUGUUACAUUUGUGGAACAUUCAACAACAAUAUCAAAUUCUUUCUUUCUUCACACCUCCACGAGCUAGAGAUUGCGAUUUUUACAGCGUGGCAUUCUCUAUUGUUGCAAGAUUGAAGGGAAUUUUAUCAUUCCAUGGGUGUCAACAUAGUUGUGAUCUGGAGAGAGAUAUAGCUUAGUUUUAAAGUUUACAACGCUAAGGGCUAAUAGUUGGUCAUGGCUACAAGAGCAAUAUUGCGUCGGAGGAAAGCCCUUGUCAGUGCAUGGUCUCAAUCCAAUGCCUCAUUCCGUUGUUUUUCAAGUUUUGAGCAUGGGCAGUCUUCUUCUGCUCCUCACUCAGGGGAUCCAAGUUGGGCCGUCGCUCUUCCUUCUGCAGAUUCUGAUUCGAGGAAAGAGAGAGAAUCAUUUUCAAUAACCAAGGACAAGUUACAACUUUUCUCUUCUGUGGGGCUUUUACGUAAUAGCUUGGUAAAUCCAGCUCUCAGAUCAGCUGAUGUGCGCCUAUAUUACGGAUCUUCUAUAGGAGCAACUUGGCUGUCUCAGUCCCUGCGCAGCUACUCUUCAACAGCAACAGCUGGUCAACCAGAGUACCGUGGAGGUAGUGACAAAAAUGCAGAGAAGGUUGCUGCUCAAUCAAAGGAAGCUUCACCUGAAGAUUGUGAUCAAGCUGUUGAAGGCCUCAGUUCAGCUAAAGCUAAAGCCAAAGCUAAGCAAAUGCAAGAAGCUCAAAAGAGUGAGAAAUCAGUCCUGCAAAGAGUCUGGGCUAAACUUCUAGGUAUUGGGCCUGCCUUGAGGGUUGUUGCUUCAAUGAGCAGAGGGGACUGGGUUAUUAAGCUUCGGCAUUGGAAGGAUGAAUUUAAAUCUACGAUGCAGCACUAUUGGUUGGGCACAAAAUUACUCUGGGCUGAUGUUAGAAUAAGCUCGAGGCUGCUUUUGAAGCUUGCUGGUGGCAAGAGUCUAUCAAGGAGGGAGAGACAACAACUCACCCGCACUACAGCUGACAUCUUCAGGCUAGUUCCAGUUGCAGUUUUCAUUCUUGUCCCGUUCAUGGAGUUCUUGCUGCCAGUAUUCCUGAAAUUAUUUCCAAACAUGCUGCCAUCAACUUUUCAAGACAAGAUGAAGGAACAGGAGGAUCUAAAAAGGAGGCUAAAUGCAAGAAUCGAGUAUGCCAAGUUUCUUCAGGAGACGGUGAAAGAAAUGGCCAAGGAAGUCCAGAAUUCUCGUAGUGGAGAGAUCAAACAGACAGCAGAAGAUCUUGAUGAAUUUAUGAAUAAUGUUAGGAGGGGUGAAGAUGUCUCCAAUGAAGAAAUUUUGGGUUUUGCUAAGUUGUUCAAUGAUGAGUUGACUCUUGACAACAUUAGCAGGCCUCGAUUGUUAAAUAUGUGCAAAUAUAUGGGCAUCAUGCCAUUUGGGACAGAUGCAUAUUUGCGAUUUAUGCUUCGGGACAAGCUUCGAAAGAUUAAAGAGGAUGACAGGAUGAUUCAAGCAGAAGGUAUUGAGUCACUUUCAGAGGUAGAGCUUCGUCAAGCAUGUAGAGAUAGAGGUUUGCUUGGCUUACUUUCUGUUGAAGAAAUGCGUCAACAGCUGCGCGAUUGGUUGGACUUAUCGCUCAAUCAUUCUGUUCCAUCAUCUCUUCUAAUUCUUUCCAGAGCCUUCAAUGUGUCUGGAAAAAUCAAGCCUGAGGAAGCUGUGGAGGCUGCACUUUCCUCGUUGCCAGAUGAGGUUGUUGAUACUGUCGGGGCAACAUCUUUGCCUUCUGAAGAUACAGUUUCAGAAAGGAGGAGAAAGUUAGAGUUCCUUGAAAUGCAGGAAGAAAUGAUCAAGGAAGAGGAGGAGAAACAGAAAGCAGAAGAAGAAAAGGCCAAAUUGAAGGAGUCGACUGUUAGCGAAAAGGAUUUGGCCUUGGAAGAGAUGGUGGAUCCAACUACCAGGGAGGCACAAGAACGCGCAAAGGCUGCAUUAUCAGAUAAAGAUGAUCAGCUUUGUGAGCUUAGUCGAGCAUUGGCUGUUUUAGCUUCAGCAUCUUCAGUGAGCAGGGAACGAGAAGAGUUCCUGAGACUUGUUAAUAAGGAGAUAGAGUUAUACAAUACUAUGGUGGACAAGGAGGGGAAAGAAGGAGAAGCUGAAGCUGAGAAGGCAUACAAAGCUGCUAAGGAGGUUCACGAGGAGGAGUCGGAUAAUGCUGGAGUUUCUUCAGCCCUUAUAGAUAAGGUGGAUGCAAUGCUUCAAAAACUUGAGAAAGAAAUUGAUGAUGUGGACGCUAAAAUUGGUGAUCGUUGGCGGUUGCUAGACAGGGAUUACGAUGGGAAGGUGACUCCAGAAGAAGUGGCUUCCGCAGCUGCAUAUCUAAAGAACACAUUGGACAAAGAUGGUAUCCAAGAGCUCAUCACAAAGCUCUCAAAAGACAGAGAUGGAAAGAUACUCGUCGAAGACAUUGUUAGGCUAGCCAGUCCGAAGGACAGUGAGGAAGCUGAAUCUGAAAGAUGAAUUGGUUCAUCCACCUUCUAGAUUCCUUAGAGGCCAUUUUGAGGUCGUUGUCUUGACCUGGUCAUGACUUGGAUACUGGCAUUAAUACGCAAUUUUUCAGGGAAAGAAUGUUCGAGUUGGUAACAAUGGUGCCUAAAUUUUUUGCUUGGGCCACCGCCUCUUUUGUCAUAAUUCAUUUACCUUGUAGUACAUUACUGAAUAUCAUAAUCUGCCAAUACUGUGCAUAUAGAUUACAAAGGAAAUGUCAUGUGCAUAUGUUCAAA
Molecule: messenger RNA, 2880 nt
Organism: Beta vulgaris subsp. vulgaris (sugar beet)
Lineage: Eukaryota; Viridiplantae; Streptophyta; Magnoliopsida; Caryophyllales; Amaranthaceae
Exons: 15
Coding region: 347-2617 (756 amino acids)
Biological process (GO): intracellular monoatomic cation homeostasis
Cellular component (GO): mitochondrial inner membrane
Molecular function (GO): ribosome binding; calcium ion binding
Source: RefSeq, a predicted model, not a curated record